UGCAGCCUCUGCCUCUAGGAAACUCCUCGACCUGCACUUGUCACAAGAUGUGGGUUGUUUCUUGUUGGGAAGUUGGCUUCAGUACAGACUGCCCUCAGACAAGUAAGGCAACCUGGAAGGUCAAGAUGGCACUGGUGUCUGAGUUCUUGGGCCAGCUUACCCUCAAUCUGGGUGGGAGCAGCGAGCCCAAAUACCCGACCGUGGUGCCUUUUCCUGACUUUGACCCUGACAAGGAUGCUGCCAGAAUAGAGACUGCUAUCAAAACUAAGGGGGUGGAUGAGCAGACCAUCGUUGACAUUUUGACCAAACGCAGCUAUCCCCAGCGCCGUGAAAUCGCCUUUGCCUAUGAAAAACGAGUCAAGAAGGACAUGAUCAGCGCUCUGAAGGGGGCGCUGUCCGGCUCCCUGGAAUCUGUGAUUCUGGGGCUAAUGAAGAGCACGGCCCAGUUCGACGCCACGGAGAUCAGGGCUUCCAUGAAGGGUUUGGGAACAGAUGAAGAAACCCUGAUUGAAAUGGUGUGUUCCCGCAGUAAUGACGAAUUGAUGGAAAUCAAAAAGGUCUACAAGGAGUUGUUUAAGAAAGAUCUGGCGAAGGACGUGGCCGGGGACACCUCGGGGAACUUUGCGAAGCUGCUGCUGGCCCUGGUCGAGACCAAAAGGGAUGAACCCAGCAGUGUUGUGGACUAUGAAAAGAUUGACCAGGAUGCCAGAGCCUUGUAUGAGGCUGGCGUGAAGAGGAAAGGAACAGAUGUGGCCACCUGGAUCUCCAUCAUGUCAGAGAGGAGUGUCCCCCACCUGCAGAAAGUUUUUGAAAGGUACAAGAGCUACAGCCCCUAUGACAUGAAGGAGAGCAUCAGAAAAGAAGUGAAAGGAGACCUGGAGAAGUCUUUUCUCACACUGGUGGAGUGCUUUGAAAACAAACAGCUGUACUUCGCAAGCCGGCUAUCCGAUGCCAUGAAGAGCAAAGGCGCCAAGGAGAAGGUGGUGACCAGGAUCAUGGUGUCUCGCUGUGAAGUUGACCUCAUGAAGAUCCGCUCUGAGUUCAAGAAGCAAACGGGCAAGUCGCUGUACCAGACCAUCGCGGAGCACACCAAGGGAGACUACCAGAGGGCCCUGCUGAGUCUCUGCGGGGGAGAUGACUAGAUCACACCUGUGGUGUUCCUCCGUGGGCAGAUGCUCACAAGUGUGUGUCCUCUCCUCUGCUACUGCUGAGGGCAACCGGCGACACACAUGAGCGCUCGCUGUGGCCUUAUCUCCAUAUCUCCCUGUAGACACAACAGUAUUACAGCUUUUACUGUGUUUCAGAGCUUCCCCCAGAUUAUCCCAACACUAAGAUUCUGAAUACUGGUAACUGGUAUUUGUCAUUUUUUGCCUGGUAAAUACAAUUACCGUAUGAAAUGCCA
Molecule: messenger RNA, 1402 nt
Organism: Scleropages formosus (Asian bonytongue)
Lineage: Eukaryota; Metazoa; Chordata; Actinopteri; Osteoglossiformes; Osteoglossidae
Product: annexin A2-like
Exons: 13
Coding region: 48-1142 (364 amino acids)
Cellular component (GO): cytoplasm; vesicle membrane; plasma membrane
Molecular function (GO): cytoskeletal protein binding; phosphatidylserine binding; calcium ion binding
Source: RefSeq, a predicted model, not a curated record